AUGACAGAAUUAUUAGAGCACGUUAAAAAUACGGGUAUAAAAAACGAAAUAGAAGAUGAAGUUAUCAUUCUAAAUGUUGGUGGUGUUAAAUUCGAAACCACUCGUAAAACUUUAAUCGAUCAUCCAGAAACAACUUUAGGAAAAUUAUUUAAUCCUAAAGAUCCUGAAUCAAUCAAACCAAUUUAUCCUGGUGGUAAUGAAUAUUUUAUUGAUCGAAAUAGUCACGCUUUCUAUUGCAGUUUAGAAUAUUAUCGCACUGGUGAAAUUCUCUGGAAUGAUGAUAUCAAAUCAAAAGAAUUUCCUGUUUCGAAACGGGCUAUAGAUUUAGAAAUAGAAUAUUUUAAGAUUCCCAUUUCUAAUAACCGUAUUACCCGUAACUUACAUGAGGGUGCUUCAAUUUUUGAUAAAUUUUGUGAUUAUAUGAUACUUUUUAUUAAUGAAGCAAUGAGCAGAUUUGCUGCGGAUGUCUCUGUUGCAUAUCAUAGAGAUGGUUCUAAUUCAAGUUGUUCUCCAUUUGAUAAUUAUGAAAAUGGAGGCUGGCAUCGUGAAUUUAAAAACAAGGAUAUGGGUUUUGUUCCAAUGAAAAAAUUGUUGGCGUAA
Dentiscutata erythropus is the source of this 600-nucleotide messenger RNA. NCBI's taxonomy places the organism in Eukaryota, Fungi, Glomeromycota, Glomeromycetes, Diversisporales, Gigasporaceae. The record is from the annotation of a GenBank genome assembly.